AUGAAAGACCUUAUGAUGAAGAAGAGAACGGUGAAUGAUGAACUAGUGGAUAAUAUUCACCAUUGUAGUGACAUUUCAACAAGGUCCUUGGUGCAAAAGAAAGCAGACCUAGGAGCAUUCACUAUCCCUUGCAUCAUUGGGUCUCUUGAUUUUGCUAAGGCAUUAUGCGAUUUGAGAGAAAAUAUUAACUUGAUGCCCCUUGUUGUGUACAAAAAGUUGGGUUUAGGAGAUCCCAUGCCCACAAAUAUUCAAUUAGUAAUGGCAGACAGGUCGGCGAAGCAUUCAAUGGGGAUAUUAUAUGACGUUAUUCUAAAGGUGGAUAGCUUUAUAUUUGUUGUUGAUUUUGUCAUUCUGGAUUGCGAGUUGGAUUUUGAGGUACCCAUUAUCUUGGGUAGACCUUUCCUUACAACCAAAAGUAUGCUUAUUGAUUUGUGGGAUAAGAAGCUGUUGUUCAGGCUUAAUGAAGAGGGAGUUCAUUUUGAUGUGUCCCAGUCUAUGAGGCAACCGAAAGAGAUGAGUGUACUCUCUAUUAUUGAUGUUUAUUAUGAGGAUAAGACAGAAGUGCCAAUAGAGGAUAAGUUUGUUAUUGAACCUUUAGCUACAGUCUUAAUGAUCUUUGAUAGCGAAGCCAUAUAUCGAAGAGCCACUGGUGUUGGAGUUGAAAAAAUUGUCAGGACAUUUAUGCUUGAGGAGGAUUGCACCCCAUCCAUUGAGCACCAACGUCGCCUUAAUCAAUCAAAGAAAGAAGUGGUUAAGAAGGACAUAAUUAAAUGGCUUGAUGUAGGAGCUGUAUAUCCCAACGCAGCUAGUAAAUGGGCUGCUUUGUUGAAACACAAUGUGAAGAAGCAUAAGGUUACUACUCCAUAUCACCCACAAACCAAUGGGAAAGUGGAAGUUUUGAAUCGAGAGAUAAAAGCAAUUUUUGCUAUAAUGGUGAAUGCGAGCCGAAAAGAUUGGUGUCAAAAUCUCGAUGAUUCCUUAUUGGCAUAUCAAACUUCUUUCAAGACACCUAUUGGGAUGUCACCAUAUGAGCUGGUCUACGGUAAAGCGUGUCGUCUUCUGGUCGAAUUAGAGCACAAGGCCUUGUGGGCUCUCAAAUGA
This is a messenger RNA of Capsicum annuum, 1101 nucleotides long. RefSeq lists its product as uncharacterized. Gene Ontology annotation, biological process: DNA integration. Gene Ontology annotation, molecular function: nucleic acid binding. The transcript has 4 exons. NCBI's taxonomy places the organism in Eukaryota, Viridiplantae, Streptophyta, Magnoliopsida, Solanales, Solanaceae. The coding region runs from base 1 to 1101 and encodes 366 amino acids. The record is from RefSeq and is a predicted model, not a curated record.